Molecule: messenger RNA, 374 nt
Organism: Dentiscutata erythropus
Lineage: Eukaryota; Fungi; Glomeromycota; Glomeromycetes; Diversisporales; Gigasporaceae
Source: the annotation of a GenBank genome assembly
UAAACACAGCUCCACAUCAUAAAGAAGAUACCAAAUUUUUUCCUUGCUUUAAUGAUUCUUAUUAUACUCCACCGAUUAAGGGACUUAAUGUAAUAAUAGUACCUGACCCUCUUGUUGCUGGAAAAGAUGCGAAAUUUAAUGUUUCUGGAAAAUUAGCAUAUGAUAUUGUACCAGGAACAUUUCUUGAGAUUAAAUUUGAAGCAUCGUCAACAAAUCAAACUAUAAGUACUUUUACUCAAUUUUUUAAUGGAUCCUAUCCAGCCGCCAACACCUCAUUUUUGAUAGAAGCACCAAAUGUUCCUGUUUCUAGUAAUUUAACUAGAGGAGAUAAGAUUAAUGUUAUGUUAUUUGUUAAACAAAUAGAAAUUAACUAA